Corticium candelabrum is the source of this 1850-nucleotide messenger RNA. RefSeq names its product signal recognition particle subunit SRP54-like. Lineage: Eukaryota; Metazoa; Porifera; Homoscleromorpha; Homosclerophorida; Plakinidae. The record is from RefSeq and is a predicted model, not a curated record. Gene Ontology annotation, biological process: SRP-dependent cotranslational protein targeting to membrane, translocation; SRP-dependent cotranslational protein targeting to membrane. Gene Ontology annotation, cellular component: signal recognition particle, endoplasmic reticulum targeting; cytosol. The transcript has 18 exons. Gene Ontology annotation, molecular function: 7S RNA binding; GTP binding; GTPase activity.
CAACUUUUAACACCAUUGGAAUCAAUUAGGCACUUCGAACACAAUGGUUUUGGCAGAUUUGGGCCGCAGAAUUACGUCUGCGCUUCGUAAUCUCAGCAGCGCAACAGUGAUUAAUGAAGAAGUACUGGCACAGAUGCUAAAAGAAAUAUGUGCAGCUCUUUUGGAGGCAGAUGUCAAUGUAAAGCUGGUGAAACGACUGAGAGAAAACAUCAAGUCAGUCAUCGACUUUGAAGAGAUGGCAGCUGGUCUGAACAAACGCCGUAUCAUUCAAUCGGCAGUCUUCAAUGAAUUAUGCAAACUCAUUGAUCCUGGUGUGAAGACAUGGCAGCCUCACAAAGGUCAAUCGAAUAUUGUUAUGUUUGUGGGCUUGCAAGGCAGUGGAAAGACAACUACAUGUACAAAAAUGGCUUAUCAUUAUCAACGUAAGGGAUGGAAGACGUGUCUUAUCUGUGCUGACACAUUUAGAGCAGGGGCUUUUGAUCAACUGAAACAGAAUGCAACUAAAGCUAGGAUACCUUACUAUGGCAGUUAUACUUCUGUUGAUAGGUAUGUCAUUGCUGUGUUACUCAUGACAAUGUUUACAUCUUUAUAUUGAUUACUUGUGGUUUCUAGUGGUCGUCACAAGCAGGAGGAGUCAUUGUUCGAAGAGAUGCUGCAAGUUUCUAAUGCUAUAAGUCCUGACAAUGUCGUAUUUGUAAUGGAUGCAACGAUUGGACAAGCAUGUGAAGCACAGGCAAGAGCGUUUAAAGAAAAAGUUGAUGUAGCUUCUGUGAUUGUUACUAAGCUUGAUGGACAUGCAAAAGGAGGUGGAGCACUUAGCGCUGUUGCUGCCACUCACAGUCCGGUAAUAUUCAUUGGUACUGGAGAACACAUUGAUGACUUGGAGCUAUUUAAGACAAAACCGUUUAUCAGCAAGCUGUUGGGUAUGGGAGAUAUUGAAGGGUUGAUUGAUAAAGUCAGUGAGUUGAAAUUAGAAGAAAACGAGGAGUUAAUUGGGAAGCUGAAACAAGGGCAGUUCACGUUGAGAGAUAUGUAUGAGCAGUUUCAGAACAUAAUGAAAAUGGGUCCAUUUAACCAAAUAAUGGGUAUGAUUCCUGGAUUCAGUGCUGACUUCAUGACAAAGGGUAGUGAGCAAGACUCGAUGAGUCGACUGAGGAAGAUGAUGACAAUUAUGGACAGUAUGUGUGACCAAGAGCUUGACCAUCCUCAAGGGGCAAAGCUCUUUUCUCGUCAACCAAGUCGGCAUGCACGUGUUGCUCGUGGGUCUGGUGUGUCAGUGAGGGAAGUACAGGAACUUCUUAGUCAAUACACUAAGUUUGCUGCCAUGGUAAAAAAGAUGGGCGGAAUUAAGGGUCUUUUCAAAGGUGGAGACAUGGCAAAGAAUGUUAAUCCACAGCAAAUGGCAAAGUUGAAUCAACAAAUGGCAAAGAUGAUGGAUCCACGUGUUUUGCAUCAGAUGGGGGGUGUAGCUGGAUUGCAGAGUAUGAUGCGGCAGUUUCAACAAGGAAAUACUCAUCCUGGUAAACGUGGUGGUGGUUCACAAUCCUAAGUGGAAUUGAAAGUGUUGACACACAGUUUUGCUGUUGGAGAGAAGAGUGAUAUUCAGGUGUUACUGUAUAGUGCGUUCUAUUUGAGUAUAUAUAUUGUAGGUCAUAUUUCCAGGGUAUGUUUGCAUAUGGACUGUGAUUCAGUUAUAUAAAACUAAAUGUGGAUCCUUGUGCUACCGUAAAUGGUUGUUAGCUGUGGCUGACCCUUGUACUUGUCAUUUGCCAAAUUGUCUUUUACUGUAUCUAACAUCAACGUUUCAAGCCUGAAACUACGUUUUAAGAGACUUCUGAUGUUGCAGCAAA